AAGGAUUAUUUGUAUUACUUUCAGAAAAGAAGCAAAUAUAGAAUCAUUUUAAGUUGAAAGAUCUUCCUUCUUUUUUAAGUUAUAUUAUUCUCUGAGUAUUCGUCAUCAAUCAAGAUCUGUUUAAGAAUUAACAGUUUUGUAGAGAUUCUUUCUGAAUUUGGUAGUGUUUCUUGGAAAACACUUUCAAAUAUUUUUAUCAACUGAAAGCAUGUUCAUUUUCAUAAGGGUUUCCGAGCUCCCCUUACAACGUACGGCAGGCCGUUGACCUGAUACAUUAACUGCUCGCCAAGUGAGGACAAUCAGAUCUUCAUGGUAACAAGUCAUCUCAGUUAAAAAAUAUUACCCAAUAAAAAAACGCCACAUGUCACACAGUUGUUUCUCUGCUUCACUAUUUGUUGAUUGCCGUCCUCCAACAACAUUCUUUUUUUUCUUCUGACAAGUUUUCCCUUGAGCUUUUUGUCCAUCACAAAGUUUCUAAUUUUGCUUAGACAAAUUUUAAGUUAGGAUAUUGUUCUUCAUGGGAAAUGCACUUCGGCUCUUGUAUGAGAGAUGCGUCGAGCCUGCAACUUCAGAUGAGUCAGGAUCACUUGGACCUCAUGGAGUUUCUGCAGCCACCGUCGGAGUCUCAGCUCUCGCCCAUGAUCUCUUCAACUUUGAGAUCAACUCACAGGUUCCGGAAGGGCUUAGUCAGAAUGUUAAAUCGUCCAGGAAGGCUCAGGCCAAUUGGUAUAGAAAAAUAUUAGAAACAUGGAAGCAAGCAAAGCCUCCUCCAAAAACAGCAGAGGAAGCAACUAGGCUUGUCGUUGAGACCUUGAAGAGACACCUAAAGCAAGAUGUUGAGGGCUUGUUGGCUUUUUAUGGCUUGCCUCUUCCUCAUACUAUUGUUCAAGUUUCUGCUGGUGUCCCGACAUCAUUACCAGAGGGGGUGAAGUUUGAAAUGCAGUCGCUGCCGGUGGUGGAUGCAAGAGCAGUAGCAGAUGGGGAUACAAUUACAGUAUAUGUACGCACGGAUAGCCCGAGGGAGUCGUCGUGUGUUCCCAGAGAUGUACAAGUGGCAGCUGUGCGAAGAUCACAAGCUAGAGCAGAGAGGAAUUAUGCAGAAGCAGAUGCACGUCACCAAGAAAUCAUUAAUGCAGGAUACAGGGUAAUAAAUCUUCCAAACAAUGAAGAGGUUCUUGCUCGAAAAUACCGCAUUCGAUUAAGAGGUAUAGAUGCACCGGAGGGUGAAAUGCCAUAUGGGGAAGAAUCAAAACAGGAACUGCUUAAGCUUGUUCACGGUAAGAGCUUGACAAUCCUAGUCUAUGGAGAGGAUCGAUAUGGUCGCUGUGUUGGAGAUGUAUACAGCAAUGGCAUAUUUGUACAGGAAGUAAUGCUCAAGAAAGGGUGUGCAUGGCAUUACAAUGCAUAUGACCAUCGCUUAGAGCUCUCAACAUGGGAAAAAGAGGCUCGAGCAAAGCGAGUUGGUUUAUGGGCUGCAUCAAACCCAGAGAAGCCAUGGGAAUGGAGGAAGGACAGACGUGAAGGCAGAUGAAUAACUGUCAAGACAACUGUGAACUGUUUGUGUCUGCCUCCAGAAACCAUAUUGCCCAGGCACAACCAAACCAGAGUCAAUAUUCACAAUUUGGACCUGGAAUUGUUAUCAAAGAAGAGAAACAAAGUAACAUUGCAAGAUAACUGCGAGUUUAUGUAAUAUCUUAUUCAGAACUUUUCUAGUUUGGUAGGUUGGCUUUUAAUAAUUACUGUUGCAGUAUAUUUGACAAUUGCUUCCCUCAUGUAACUUCAGCAUGUUUCUGUUGGUUAAGCAAAUGCAUAUGUCUUUGUAAGAA
Messenger RNA from Pistacia vera, 1826 nucleotides. RefSeq names its product staphylococcal-like nuclease CAN2. Bases 518 to 1531 code for a protein of 337 amino acids. NCBI's taxonomy places the organism in Eukaryota, Viridiplantae, Streptophyta, Magnoliopsida, Sapindales, Anacardiaceae. The transcript has 9 exons. Gene Ontology annotation, molecular function: nucleic acid binding; nuclease activity. Gene Ontology annotation, cellular component: cytoplasm. The record is from RefSeq and is a predicted model, not a curated record.